AUGGGUCAAUCCCGACGUCCCGCCGGUGGUGAGAAGAAGAGCCGUGGCUUCGGCCGCUCCAAGGCUCAACAAGCCGACGUUGGCGAUGGACGACAGACCGGGGGAAAGCCUCAGGUCAAGAAGGCCGUUUUCGAGAGCACCAAGAAGAAGGAAAUUGGUGUGUCAGAUCUUACCUUGCUGAGCAAGGUGUCCAACGAGGCUAUCAACGAGAACCUCAAACUCCGCUUUGAGCAUGGAGAGAUAUACGUGGGUGGCCCUCUGGGGAAACGCGGGUUAAAGUCCCCUCUGUUGACAUAUAUCGGCCAUGUGUUGGUAUCGGUUAACCCGUUUCGAGAUUUGGGGAUUUACACCGACCAAGUCCUCCAAUCGUACCGGGGCAAGAACCGACUUGAAGUUCCGCCCCAUGUCUUUGCAGUCGCCGAAUCCGCCUAUUACAAUAUGAAAGCAUACAAGGAUAACCAGUGCGUGAUUAUCUCUGGUGAAUCCGGAGCAGGGAAGACCGAGGCCGCCAAGCGGUUGAUGCAGUACAUCGCGAGCGUCUCGGGAGGUAGCGAUUCGUCCAUUCAGCAGACGAAGGACAUGGUCUUAGCUACCAAUCCUCUUCUGGAGUCCUUUGGAAAUGCGAAGACACUGCGCAACAAUAAUUCGUCCCGUUUCGGAAAGUAUCUGGAGCUGGAAUUCAAUAGCAAUGGCGAGCCUAUUGGCGCAAAGAUCACCAACUAUCUCCUGGAGAAGUCCAGAGUCGUUGGCCAGAUCACAAACGAGCGGAAUUUCCACAUCUUCUACCAGCUUACCAAGGCUGCGCCACAGAACUAUCGAGACAACUUUGGGAUUCAACAACCACAGUCAUAUCUCUAUACGAGCCGCUCAAAAUGUCUCGAUGUUCCGGGCAUAGAUGAUGUUGCCGAUUUCAAAGAUGUCCUUGAAGCCAUGAGAAUCAUUGGGUUGAGUCAAGCUGAGCAGGACAACAUCUUCCGCAUGUUGGCUGCAAUCUUGUGGUUGGGAAAUAUUCAGUUCGUUGAGGACGACCACACCAACGCGUCGAUUACCGAUCAAUCUGUGGUGGAUUUCGUCGCCUAUCUUCUCGAAGUCGCUCCCGAACAGGUUAACAAAGCUCUCACUGUACGGAUCAUGGAGACUGCUCGGGGAGGCCGAAGGGGCUCAGUCUAUGAAGUUCCGUUGAACACGGUUCAGGCACUCGCGGUCCGGGAUGCCCUUGCGAAAGCGAUCUACUUCAAUCUUUUCGAUUGGAUAGUGGAACGACUCAACAACUCGCUGACCGCAAAGGGCGCGGUGGCCAACUCCAUUGGUAUCCUCGAUAUCUACGGGUUUGAGAUUUUCGAAAAGAACUCAUUCGAGCAACUGUGUAUCAACUACGUCAACGAGAAACUGCAGCAGAUUUUCAUUCAGUUGACGCUGAAAGCGGAGCAGGAGGAGUACGCUCGGGAGCAGAUCAAAUGGACUCCGAUUAGCUAUUUCGACAACAAGGUGGUGUGCUCGCUGAUUGAGGAUAAGCGUCCACCCGGUGUGUUCGCGGCGCUCAACGACGCCUGCGCCACUGCUCACGCAGACUCCGCUGCUGCCGACCAGACCUUCGUGGGGAGGCUGAACUUCCUCUCGCAGAAUCCUAACUUUGAGAAUCGCCAGGGCCAGUUCAUUAUCAAGCACUAUGCUGGAGAUGUCACCUACACUGUCGAGGGCAUGACCGACAAGAACAAGGAUCAGUUGUUGAAGGACCUGCUCAACCUGGUGGACUCUAGCAGCAACCACUUCUUACAUACCCUGUUCCCCAACCAGGUUAAUCAGGAUGACAAGAGACGCCCGCCCACGGCUGGUGACAAGAUCAAGGCAUCUGCCAAUGAUCUGGUUGACACACUAAUGAGAUGCCAACCGUCGUACAUCCGGACUAUCAAGCCCAACGACAAUAAGUCCCCCAAGAAAUACAAUGAGGCUAAUGUGCUGCACCAAAUCAAAUAUCUCGGUCUUCAGGAGAACGUGCGUAUCCGACGAGCCGGGUUCGCAUACCGUCAGACUUUCGACAAGUUCGUGGAGCGAUUCUAUCUCUUGUCAAAGCACACGUCGUAUGCUGGUGACUACAUUUGGACAGGAGAUGCAGAAUCUGGAGCCCGCCAGAUCUUGAAAGACGUUGGCAUUCCUCCCGAGGAAUACCAGAUGGGUGUUACAAAAGCGUUCAUCAAGACCCCCGAGACGCUUUUUGCUCUGGAACAUAUGCGUGAUCGCUACUGGCACAAUAUGGCCAUCCGCAUCCAGCGAGCAUGGCGUAAUUACCUGCGUUAUCGCACAGAGUGCGCUAUCCGCAUCCAGCGGUUCUGGCGCCGCGUCACUGGUGGCUUGGAAUAUAUCAAAUUGCGUGACCAAGGCCACCAGGUGCUCCAGGGCAAGAAAGAGCGACGGCGCAUGAGUCUUCUGGGCUCGCGCAGAUUCAUGGGAGACUACAUUGGCGUUGGUAACAAGGGCGGACCAGGGGAAAUAAUUCGUAGCAGCGCCGGCAUCGGUUCGGACCCUAUUCUUUUCUCAUGCCGCUGUGAACUGCUAGUCUCCAAGUUCGGUCGAUCGAGCAAACCGAUGCCUCGUAUCCUUGUCCUGACCAGCAGACAUGUCUACAUAAUCGUGCAGAGCAUCGUGAACAACCAGUUGACGAUCUCCUCGGAGCGAACGAUUCCUGUUGGUGCCAUCAAAUGUGUCAGCACUUCGAACUUGAAGGACGACUGGUUUGCCAUUGUCGUCGGCUCCCAGCAAGAACCCGACCCUCUCAUCAGCUGUGUAUUCAAGACCGAGUUCUUCACUCACCUCACCAACGCUUUGCGCGGGCAGCUGAACUUGAAGAUUGGCGAAACGAUUGAAUACAACAAGAAGCCAGGCAAGCUAGCCACCGUCAAGGCCGUCAAAGACCCUGCCGUCCCUCGCGACGACACGUAUAAGAGCGGCACCAUUCAUACAGGACCGGGUGAACCUCCCGACUCCGUUUCGAAGCCAACUCCCAGACCCAAACAGGUUGCUGCCAGGCCCGUCACGAAAGGCAAACUGCUACGUCCUGGUGGGCCUGGAGGUGGCCCUUCGAAGCUCAGCGGAAACCGUCCAAAUGGCACCGCUGCCAAACCUACACCCCAGCCGGCGCCUCAGCCGACUCCCCAGCCCGCAGCAGCAGCGGCUGCCCAGGCACGGCCCGUACCCCAGCCUGUCGCCGCGGUGGCAGCAUCUCACAACCGCACCCCGUCAGCAGCUUCGCAGACGUCAGUUCGCGCACCUCCGCCGCCACCACCUGCCGCUCCUCCGGCUAAGAAGCCUACCGCCAAGGUGCUCUAUGACUUCACCAGUGACCAAUCCAACGAGCUUUCGAUCCGUGCUGGAGAAAUCGUCCAGAUCAUUUCCAAGGAAGGAAAUGGAUGGUGGCUGUGUAUGAACAUGGAGACGAAUGCUCAAGGAUGGACUCCACAAGCCUACCUGGAGGAGCAGGUUGCCCCUGCACCUAAACCGGCGCCACCACCUCCGCCGCCAGCGCCCAAGGCAACGACAAAUGGCGCUGCAGCGGCGGCGGCAGCGAAGGCGAAGCCGACUCCGCCGGCGCCUCCCGCGAAGAGACCGGCCGCAAGAGGGAAGCCCCUUGCACCGCCCGCACGCGAUAGCGCUGUGAGCAUGAACUCGCAAGACUCGUCUGGAGGAAGUGGACGGGCAACCCCGAACAGUGCAUCGAAUGCCAGCCUCGCGGGAGGCCUUGCCGAGGCGUUGAGACAGCGCCAGAGUGCUAUGCGAGGUUCACAGGACGACGACGACGACUGGUGA
Rasamsonia emersonii CBS 393.64 is the source of this 3804-nucleotide messenger RNA. RefSeq names its product Myosin ATPase. Gene Ontology annotation, biological process: endocytosis; vesicle transport along actin filament; actin filament organization. Lineage: Eukaryota; Fungi; Ascomycota; Eurotiomycetes; Eurotiales; Trichocomaceae. The transcript is spliced from 9 exons. Gene Ontology annotation, cellular component: plasma membrane; cell tip; myosin complex. Bases 1 to 3804 code for a protein of 1267 amino acids. Gene Ontology annotation, molecular function: ATP binding; microfilament motor activity; actin filament binding. The record is from RefSeq and is a predicted model, not a curated record.